Apaloderma vittatum (bar-tailed trogon) is the source of this 1929-nucleotide messenger RNA. RefSeq names its product Rho GTPase activating protein 6 (gene ARHGAP6). The transcript is spliced from 10 exons. The annotation marks the transcript as partial. Gene Ontology annotation, biological process: signal transduction. Lineage: Eukaryota; Metazoa; Chordata; Aves; Trogoniformes; Trogonidae. The record is from RefSeq and is a predicted model, not a curated record.
GGAUCUGAAUCCGACUUAAGUGACUCUGUGAUAAUAAUGAUUCGUGAGGGUGCGAUGUCUGUGGACUCUAUUACAGAUCUUGACGACAAUCAGUCACGACUGUUAGAGGCUCUCCAGCUCUCCUUGCCUGCAGAAGCCCAGAGCAAGAAAGAAAAGGCAAGGGACAAGAAACUAAGCCUGAACCCUAUUUACAGGCAGGUUCCCCGGCUUGUAGAUAGUUGCUGCCAGCAUUUGGAAAAGCAUGGUCUCCAGACAGUAGGAAUAUUCAGAGUUGGAAGCUCAAAAAAGAGAGUUAGACAGUUACGCGAAGAGUUUGACCGGGGCAUAGAUGUUGUACUAGAUGAAGAGCACAGCAUUCAUGAUGUUGCUGCUUUGUUAAAGGAAUUUCUGCGUGACAUGCCUGACCCCCUUCUCACCAGAGAACUUUAUACACCUUUCAUCAACACUCUCUUAUUAGAGCCAGAUGAGCAGCUAAGCACCUUACAGCUUCUCAUUUAUCUUCUACCUCCCUGUAACUGCGAUACCCUACACCGGCUGUUGCAGUUCCUUUCCACCGUGGCUGGCCAUGCAGAAGACACCACAGACAAAGAUGGCCAGGAGAUUACUGGGAACAAAAUGACAUCACUUAACCUGGCUACCAUCUUUGGCCCUAAUUUGUUGCACAAGCAGAAAUCUACAGACAAAGAGUUCUCAGUUCAGAGCUCAGCUCGAGCUGAAGAGAGUACUGCUAUCAUCGCUGUCGUACAAAAGAUGAUUGAAAACUAUGAAGCCCUUUUCAUGGUUUCCCCUGACCUACAGAAUGAAGUGCUUAUUAGCCUAUUAGAGACUGACCCAGAUGUUGUGGACUAUUUGCUGAGGAGGAAAGCUUCCCAGUCAUCGAGCCCUGAGAUGCUGCGAUCAGAAGGUUCCUACUCCACAGGAGGAAGACAUUCUUCCACAGACUCCAACAAAGCUUCAAGUGGAGAUGUCUCCCCUUACGACAACAACUCCCCGGUACUGUCUGAGCGCUCGCUGAUGACCAUGCAAGAAGAAGGUGCGCGCAGCCCAGAGAAGCUGUACAAGGUACCUGAACAGUACACGCUGGUUGGACAUUUGCAGCCUAAGACAAAGGAGAAUUCUUCUGCACUGCAGGCUGAAAAAGAUGUUUCUGAAGAUCAUUUUGAUAUCUGGGGCACCUGGCAUUCAACACUGAAAAGUGGCUGCAAAGAUCCAGCAACGACAGGUUCUUACGGGAACAUUUAUGAAAGCAGCUUGCUACGACCCGGACAGUGCUCUCUUUCCCAGGGGAACCUCGCCGUGUAUUCUCCUCGGUGUCAGGGCAGCUCCUCGGAGUGGGACCUGGGCAGACAGGUCAUGCGAAGGAGCCAGACAACUGCAGCCAUUCCCGAGUGUCAGCCCCAUCCCACGGUGUCUCGGGUGUGCAGUAACCCACAAAUUGAAGUCGGCGUCAGGAGUUCGGACCUGUCACACUCAAGGUCGGAGCAGCACUUGACUUUAAGCAGCGUGGAGGACCUCAGUGAGCGUGACUUGAACGCGGGUUGUUCGCCAAGCACCGCCAAGCCCUCCUACAGAAAAGAGCGACCGCCACCCCCCUACCCCGGCCCAGCAAAAACAAGCUCUGCGUUGUCACAGCGACCAAGCGUUUCUUCAACGUUGCACUCUUUGUGGAGGCAUCAACGCCCAGAAAAAGGUUCAGGGACCAGAGCAGCUGGAGGACUGCCAGCCAAAGCCCCUGACCAGGUCAACCCCAGGCAGGAGCGGCCGGGCCCGCCCACUCGAGCGGGUCACAUCAACUCCACGGCACCUCACAGUCAGAACAGUAAAAACGUUUCGGAGUUGGACUGGCAGGAUUGGCAAAGGGAGAGGUGGCAAAUUUGGGAGCUAUUAUCACCUGAUAACCCCGAUGCCCUCCCAGAAACACUUGUAUGA